This is a messenger RNA of Tuber aestivum (summer truffle), 243 nucleotides long. The record is from the annotation of a GenBank genome assembly. NCBI's taxonomy places the organism in Eukaryota, Fungi, Ascomycota, Pezizomycetes, Pezizales, Tuberaceae.
ACCCUAACGAGUACCAACAACCUGGCUGGCGUGCUGCAAAACCAAGGAAAGUACGAGGAAUCAGAGAUGAUAUAUCGGCGGACACUGGAGAAGCGGGAGAGGAUUCGUGGACCAGACCACCCCAACACCCUAACGAGUGCCAACAACCUGGCCCUCGUGCUUAAACACCAAGGAAAGUACACGGAAUCAGAGAUUAUUCUCCGGCGCACACUGGAUGGGUAUCAAAAGGCCCUUGGGCCCGAC